Molecule: messenger RNA, 1038 nt
Organism: Cryptomeria japonica (Japanese cedar)
Lineage: Eukaryota; Viridiplantae; Streptophyta; Pinopsida; Cupressales; Cupressaceae
Product: phospholipase A1-Igamma2, chloroplastic-like
Exons: 1
Coding region: 1-1038 (345 amino acids)
Biological process (GO): lipid metabolic process
Molecular function (GO): glycerophospholipase activity
Source: RefSeq, a predicted model, not a curated record
AUGGGCAUGUCUGAAAGUGGCUACCAAGUCACUAAAUAUGUUUACGCCAAUACUAAUCUGUUAAAUCAAGUUUUUGGUGAGAAACCAAAAGACCAAGGUGUUUGGUUGGGUUUUAUUGCAGUUUGCACGGAUCCAAAUGAGAUACGAAGGCUUGGACGACGAGACAUAGUGAUUGCAUGGAGAGGAACUCAGACUGCUGAAGAAUGGAUAGAAGACCUGAGAGAUAUUCUUGUACCUACAAGAUUAUCCUAUAGAUGCAAGAGGACAGGCAAAAACCAAGAGCAUCAUUUCGCGGAUGGAGUACUAAUUGAGAGAGGAUUCCUGAGCUGCUAUACUUCAACUGUCCGUCACCGUCAAGGCGCUGUAGGAGCCACUGUGAACAUCAGCACCAGAGAUUUGGUAGUCUCAGAGAUAGAACGAUUGAUUCAAGUUUAUGAAAAAGAGAUGGACAAUUUAAGCAUAACAUUUACGGGACACAGCUUAGGAGCUGCUCUUGCAACCUUGAGCGCUUAUGAUAUCAAACAAAUGCUUUGCACCGAGCAUAAUUUUCAUCAAAUUCCCGUCACCGUCUUCGCUUUUGCCUCUCCCCGGGUGGGGAAUAUUGCGUUUGCUAAACGGGUGGAGGAGAUUGGAGUGAAAGUGCUGAGGUUUGUGAACAAGCGUGACCUGGUUCCCAAAGUGCCCGGAGUUUGUAUGAACGAGAACGUGGGAUGCCUCAGCAAAUUGCUGCAUUGGCUUCCGUGGACAUACUUUCAUGUUGGCGUCGAGCUUCCUUUACACAACAAUUCUCCAUUCAUUCAGCACACCCAUAAUCUUGCCUACUUUCAUAAUUUAGAGCUUUACUUGCAUUUACUGGACGGGUACGUUGGAAGUAAGCAGCCGUUUUCUUGGAGUGGAAGAGAUCAUGCUCUGGUUAAUAAGAGCUGUGAUUUAUUGCGCGAGAAAUAUGAAAUUCCUCCAAAAUGGUGGCAGGAACAGAACAAGGGCCUCGUUAAAGGUCCAGAUGGCAAAUGGACGCAGCCAUCAGAAGAGGAAUAA